UCUGACCUGCUCAUAAACUUCUGCUUUCUCACCCGUUACUUUCUUCCAACAGAUCGUGUUGUGGAAAGUUUCAGUGACGCACAUAAGGAAGAUGACACCAGCUUCUGCGGCACCUCCUUCGCGAACACACAAUCAGAAAUAAUGACUACUAUUUCUGAAUGGACAUGACAUAUUCGUCUGCCGCUGCCUCUCUUGAACUUGCAGGAUACUUCGGGCCAUUCACUUGGCUUCCCCCCUCUCUCUCCCCUCCCUGGUUCUGUGCCCGCGGGCUGUUGAUUGAGUUUACUCAGGAGGGUAAUUAUUAAUAGAUGUCCCUGGCUUGUACUGAUGAGUCUCACAAUAAACCUGUACGAGUUGUGAUGUGGGCAUGUGUGUGUCACAUCCCUCCACUGAGACCAGAACCAUGUCUUCUACCAAGCGCCGGGCAACAGCAUGAAGCCACCAAACUUCUCCUGGCUCUUCCUUUGUCCGUGGUUGCUGGUCGUGAGCGGGGAUGGUGGGACAGGAGAGGAGACGUGGGCCAAGUUUGCGAACCUGCCUUACCCUGAAGACAACCUCUUCCUGCACGACACCUUCCCCGAGGACUUCAUCUGGUCGGUGGGGACAUCAGCCUACCAGACAGAAGGUGGCUGGAGACAAGAUGGGAAAGGUCCGUCUAUAUGGGAUACCUUCAGUCACCAGCAACUCCGUUGCAACGGAGACGUGGCCAGCGACAGCUACAAUAACGUAGAGGGGGAUGUAUCUGCCAUUAAGUCCUUGGGUGUCACACACUACCGCUUCUCCAUCGCCUGGUCCAGGGUCUUUCCAGAUGGUCUGGUGUCAAACCUCAACGAAGCUGGACUGAGCCAUUACACCCAUCUGCUCCAAAGGCUCCGAGAUGUUGGCGUGGAGCCCAUAGUGACUCUAUACCACUGGGAUUUGCCCCAAACUCUCCAAGACCUUCAUGGAGGUUGGAUCAACGAAACCUUGGUGGACCUCUUCAGUCAAUACGCGGAGUUCUGUUUCAGUGCCUUUGGAGACCGGGUGAAGUAUUGGAUCACCAUAGACAACCCUUAUGCGUUGGCUUGGCAAGGGUAUGGCACGGGGCAACUCGCUCCUGGCAUUCAGGGCACUCUCACUGCACCCUACACAGCGGCACACAACCUGAUUAAGGCCCAUGCCAAGACGUGGCACAUCUACAAUGACCGUUUCCGUCAGUCUCAGCAAGGUUACGUGUCAAUUGCUUUGGCUUCCCACUGGGUUGGGCCAAGGAAUGGCGACAUUAAUCCGGAAACAGUGCAUCUAUGUCAGUGCUCCAUCAACUCAGUACUGGGCUGGUUCGCCAAGCCGAUAUUCGUGGACGGCGAUUAUCCAACCUGCAUGAAAGACAACCUCAAAUCGUUGCUGCCAGCAUUCGACGAUGCAGAAAAAUUGAAAAUAAAGAACACCGCAGAUUUCUUUGCUCUUUCAUUUGGACCUCUGAGCUUCCGACUAUUGGACUCAAAGCUGCUGUUCAACCAAUCAAAGAAAUACCAACUGAGGCAACUUCUCUCUUGGAUUCAAAUCGAAUACAACAAUUCAAAAAUACUAAUUGUCGAGAAUGGCUGGGAUGACAGCAGCAGUAACACAAAAACAGCAGACGUUUAUAACAUGUACGCCUUAAAGAACUUCCUCAUGGACGUGUUGAAAGCCAUUAAGUAUGAUGGAGUUGAUGUUAUAGGAUACACUGCCUGGUCGUUGAUAGAUGGGUUUGAAUGGGACGUUGGCUACAGCAAAUGCCGAGGAUUGUUCUACAUUGACUUCCAAAGCAAGAGAAAGGAGAGGUUGCCAAAGUCAUCUGCUUUGUUCUAUCGUCAAGUGAUCCAAGACAAUGGGUUUCCACCAGUCCCAGAAAACAAGCCCAUCAUGGGAACCUUCCCCCAGAGUUUUAUCUGGGGUAUUUCUGAAGAUGUCAUACAGGUGGAAAUGUCGCCUACAACUCCUCAGUUUAUAGAUCGUAAUAUUUACCAAUGGGAUAUUAAUGGCACGGGGAAGCUGGUGAAAAUUAAAGGUGUCAUUGGCCCGAUUCGCAAAGCCCAGUGCACUGACUACACCUCCAUCAGACAAGAGAUCCACUUGUUGCAAGAUACACACGCCACCCACUACCAGUUCUCCCUCAACUGGUCCCUCCUCCUGACCACGGGAGAGUCUACACAGGACAUCCGUGCAAACCUUCGUUAUUACAAAUGCUACAUCAGUGAGCUCCUUCGGGCUAACGUGACUCCGGUGGUGGUGUUGUACCAUCCAACCCUGGAGGACCAGCAGCUCCCCUCAGCCUUGGAGGCCAAGGGGGGCUGGAUGAACACAGCGACUAUGAAGGCAUUUGUGGAGUACGCCCGGUUUUGUUUCACGCAGCUGGGAGACAAGGUGAGACUCUGGAUAACCAUGAGUGAACCAAAUGACAUCAAGCACUUGGAGAGGUACAGAGCCAACUUCACCAUCGUGGGCCACAACUUAAUCAAGGCCCACGCCCUAGUUUGGCACCUCUACAACAACGAAUUCCGCAAGACGCAGGGAGGAGAGGUCUCCGUCUCUCUUCACGCUGAUUGGGUUGACCCUGCCGACCCGUUCUCCCGCGACGACAUUGAAGCGGCUGCCAGCACCUUGGAGUUUGACAUCGGCUGGUUCGCAGAACCCAUUCUGGGCAACGGGGACUAUCCUUUGGUCAUGAGGGACGGCCGGAGUCAAAGGCAACACCUGAUCUGGCGCGACACCUACCUGCCCCACUUCACCCGCCAAGAGAGAGAGUUGGUACGAGGCUCCAUGGACUUUGUGGCCCUGAAUCACUACACCACACACCUUGUCCAUCUGGAGGAGAACACCAAUCCUCAGGAUGGCUCUGAGCUCAAAGUGCAACACCUGAAGGACGCCACUUGGCUGGCAUCGCCAGACGGAAAAGCAGUUGUACCGUGGGGUUUACGGAAACUAUUGAGGUGGAUAAAAUCAAAAUAUGGCAACGUUCCCAUCUACAUCACCUCGAACGGAAUUGAUGAUGAUUCUCCCUCCAAGGACAAGCUGCGAGUCUACUACAUCCAGAGUUACAUUAACGAAGUUUUAAAAGCCUUAAAACUGGACGGAGUAAAUAUCCAUGGCUAUUUUGCAUGGGCUUUAAGAGAUAUUGAUGAGCCAAACUAUGGCCUCUACAACUCCAAUCAAGCUGCAAAGCUGUCCGUUGAAUAUUACAAGUUGAUUGUUGAUAACGGGGGAUUCCCUGCAUCAACAUCACCCCGCGCCAAAUGCCAUCAAGGCUGCAAUCCUUUCUACCUGAGGAAACAGCUGUUAGUUUUCACAUUCUGCACUUUAAGUGUUUUUACAGCAACAAUAUUUUUGAUUAUUUAUUAUUCUUCAAAAAGAUGCAGAAAAUAUAAGUAAUCACAUUUAUUUUAAGGAAAUGUGGAGAAAUUAGCCAUUUGUGUGUUUACAAAAAGAGUGAUAUUUAAAUAGUGCUCUGUUUAGUGAGCUGCUUGGUACUAGUUUGGGGUUGCAACCUUUGAUUUUCUUAAAAGUAUUCCCAUCUCAAGGUUUUAGCUACAUGACUGUGCCUGUACAACGAUCACCCCACUCGAGUCUGCAGGUAAGGUGAGAGGAGGAAUAUUGAGGUGAGAGGGGGGAAAGGUUCAAUGGAGAUGUGAGGGACAGGUUUUUUUACACUGAGGCUGGCGGGUGCCUAUGGCUGACAGAGGUGGUGGUGGAAUAGGUCUGAUAGUGGUGUUUAAGAGGCUUUUAGAUGGGGCACAUGGAAGUGCAGGGAAUGGUGGGGUAUGGAUCAU
Amblyraja radiata (thorny skate) is the source of this 3788-nucleotide messenger RNA. RefSeq names its product klotho (gene kl). The coding region runs from base 433 to 3390 and encodes 985 amino acids. The record is from RefSeq and is a predicted model, not a curated record. Gene Ontology annotation, molecular function: hydrolase activity, hydrolyzing O-glycosyl compounds; fibroblast growth factor binding; fibroblast growth factor receptor binding. The transcript is spliced from 5 exons. Gene Ontology annotation, biological process: carbohydrate metabolic process; fibroblast growth factor receptor signaling pathway. NCBI's taxonomy places the organism in Eukaryota, Metazoa, Chordata, Chondrichthyes, Rajiformes, Rajidae.